UGUUCCUCCGGACCGUGAUAUCUGUGCGAGCCUCCUACGGCUAAUGUUGCAGGGGCGCGGCAAUGAGGGCAUGGAAAUCUCAGUUUAGGUGGACAACCCGUCUUGGAUAGCUGGAGAAGAUCAGGCAUUAGGUAACUGCUCUUCAGCCUGCCUUACUUUUGGGAUGGAGCUCCAGGGCAAAGCAGUGUGGCUGGAGGGAGGAAGAGAGGAUGCCUGUAGAGCUGUGGGCAGUAAGGAGACUUUUGGAGGAGCGAUCCCGUCUCAGACAUGUGGCUCUUCGUAAGGACCCUUCCCUACCUACAUAUCCUCUUCUCCAUUCUGUGGGCUGUUGCUCCAGUCAGGACUUUGGGGCAGACAUGUCUAAAAGAGACUACUUGGUGGAUGCAGCCAAGCAGAUCCGCAUGGCCCUGGACAGGGAAGUCAAUGAGGACUACGAGGCUGCAUUCAGCUACUACAAGAAUGGUGUGGAUCUGCUGCUAAAUGGAGUUCAAGUGGAUCCAAACAAAGAGAGGCGGGAGGCUGUGAAGCGGAAGACCGCUCAGUAUCUGAAGAGAGCAGAAGAGAUCUUCAACUCUCAUCUGCAAAGUAACCUCAGCAAAGGCAGCACACAAUUAGGGGGAUACAGCAGCCUAAGAUUUAGGUCUAUCAGACAUCUCAGCUCACCAGUGGAGGAUCUGGAGAUGUGUAAAGUUGUGGGGGUUAUUGAUAAGGUUCUGACUGUUCAAAACCUCAUUAGCAAGGAGACGUUUGUGAUUAAGAGCUUGCCCAAGUCUAGCUGGGAGAGUCGAGAGCGGCCCACCAUCAUUCCUCAGGGUGUUCCUUUCAUGGUGAAGCUUCUGAGGUAUUACAUCAGUGAGGACUCUGUGUUCUUGCAUCUAGAACAUGUUCAAGGGUGUAGGCUCUUCUCCAAACUGUACAGAGUCAGGAGCAAGGUAGCCAAAGAACAUCCAGAAUGCUUUAGCCCCAAGCAGCACAGGUACCAACUGAAGACCACCUACACAUCUCCUAUGCUGAGCCAGCUCAGCCACCUGAAUGGAGAGGACGAAUGUGGCAUGGACACACUUCUUGGAAGGGACCAUUCGGAAAGUUUGGACCCGGAUUCACCGGCUUUUUGGAAUGAGAUUCAACAUCAGCUGGAGAGCUGCGGGACCCACUCCUAUUGUGAGGAAACAGGAUGUCUGCACAAUUCCAGAUUGGAACAGGUUGAGCUUCAGCAAGAAAAAUCCUCAAAUUCCUGUGCAGUUAAGAUGAAUACUUUUUCCCGUGCCCCAACUAAUGGUCAGCAUAACUGUCUUGCAUCUCAGGAUAAUUCACCACUUCCCGUUCAUCCCUGUGUGAUAGUGGAUACUCGAGAUCCACUCAACGUGACCACUGACCUUUUAGGAAACGACGUCCGCAUUGAGCGGGUCGACUCCAACUUAGACAUUGACAGAGCCUGGAAUGCUGCUAAACCCACUCAGGACCAAAAGAGUUUAACAGCCACAGAGUCUAAUUCAGAUAUUCUUGGGAUCAACGGUGUACCUCAGAUCACUCUGCGCUCUUUAUUCGGUGAAGCCACACAGCCAAUCCUCUGUAGCACUGUCAAUGUCCUCACACAGAAAGUGCGUAUAGUUCCCAACACUCUACAUUUACCACUGCAGAGCCAAAGUCAAGCGGACAUUACUUGUGUACAUACUAUAUGUAACUCCCAAACUGUAGUUGAUUCUGAGAGCUCUCAAUUUGUGGUGAGCUUGAGCUCAGGAAAUUCUCAACCAGCCUUGGUUUCUCCACUGGAACCCAAAUGUUUAUCACCUUUAAGUUUGCCCUUAGACUUUGUGAACAUGGCUCCACAGUUGAACAGUACAGGAAAGGAUGUGAAGGAGGUGCAGAGAGAGCUUGUGGAGGGUGGAGAGGAAAGCAGGGAAUUCCUUAGCCUUCUUUGCAGAGAACCAAGUAGGGGACUUCUCUCCGAUCCUCCUGCAGCCAACACUGGUGGCUCUUUUCAUGGGCACUUCAGAGAGGAGAGACAGUCUUUGGAGCAGCUUAGAGAUGCUGACAAUUGCUUUCACCGGCCCCAACUUGGGACAAGGAGCUUUAGUGGUACGGUUCAUCAGGCCCGAUGGGGUCUCCCUGAGGGAGAGGUACGAAUAUGGGGUGCACAGAUCUUACUGGCCCUUGAGAGCCUUCAUGAGCAAGGCAUUGUCUGUCAGGAUCUCAACCCCAGGAACAUCCUGCUCAGUAGCAAUGGAAAGGUGUGUCUGACAUACUUUGGACAGUGGACGGAGGUUCAGUCUGAAAUCAGCCGUAAGGCUCUGGAACAAAUGUACUGCGCACCAGAAAUUGGGGGAGUCUCCAAAAUCACAGAAGCCUGUGACUGGUGGAGUUUGGGAGCAUUACUGUUUGAGCUUCUUACUGGAAUGCCUCUCUGGCAGUGCCAUCCUACAGGAGUGCAACCACAUACCCAACUGCUCAUUCCAGACCACCUGAGUGCUGCAGCUUCCUCCCUGCUCACAGAGCUUCUGCAGUACGACGCUGGCUAUCGCCUGGGCUCCGGGGGCGGAGGUGUGAGUGACAUUAAGUGUCACCCCUUCUUUAAUUUUGUUCCUUGGCACACACUUGGUAGCUAACAGACACCAAUGGGAAGGAGUGACAUCUAAAAACCUAAUGAAGUAUUUGAACACAGUCAAAACACCGGAGAUUGCUGAAGCAACUGUGGUACAUAAAAAUGGUUCAUAAAAAGACUCGCUUCAUGGAUACACCUCUACCGCCACCUGGUGGUGGACAACAUGGAGCAUCAACGUUCCCCUGCCAGCCUCCUUCAUAAACUGAAGAUCAUCAGCUUAAUACUACAUAAAUGUAAACGGUUUUAAGUCACCCACAGUAUAUUGAAGAAAUUCUGGAUUUCUGCAGCAUUAAAAGAUUGUUUACACCAUGUCUUCAGACAUUUCUGUGGUUCUUAAUGAAACUAACUGAAAUCCAGGCAACUUUAACAGUAACAGUAAUGGGUAAUUAUUAUUUACUGUAGACUGUACUUACAUCUUGGGCAUUAAAAUAUUAUUGCACUUUUGUAUGACAUGUACAAGCAACAUGCAAUAUUACCAGUAUAACCAGUGCAUUUGACCAUGUUUUCCAAGCAUGAAAUGUAAUGCUAAUCUUCCUGAUUGAUAUUUUGGACAACACGCAUGUUCUUCUGUAAUUUCAGUUAGGUAAAUUAAUAAAACAACUACUUUUGA
This is a messenger RNA of Electrophorus electricus (electric eel), 3212 nucleotides long. It is a transcript of the gene rps6kl1, whose product is annotated as ribosomal protein S6 kinase-like 1. NCBI's taxonomy places the organism in Eukaryota, Metazoa, Chordata, Actinopteri, Gymnotiformes, Gymnotidae. Gene Ontology annotation, biological process: protein phosphorylation. Gene Ontology annotation, molecular function: protein kinase activity; ATP binding. The record is from RefSeq and is a predicted model, not a curated record.